Messenger RNA from Cynocephalus volans (Philippine flying lemur), 231 nucleotides. RefSeq names its product keratin-associated protein 21-1-like. NCBI's taxonomy places the organism in Eukaryota, Metazoa, Chordata, Mammalia, Dermoptera, Cynocephalidae. The coding region runs from base 1 to 231 and encodes 76 amino acids. The transcript has 2 exons. The record is from RefSeq and is a predicted model, not a curated record.
AUGUGUGGCAACUACGGUGGAAACUCCUGUGGGGGCUGUGGCUCUGACUGUGGAUAUGGCUCUGGCUGCGGCUCUGGCUGUGGAUACGGCUCUGGCUGUGGAUGUGGCCCCGGCUGUGGAUACGGCUCUUGCGGUGGCUGUGGCUCUGGCUGUGGAUACGGCUGUGGAUAUGGCUCUGGCUCCUGUGGCUACCGGCCACUUUGCUACAGAAAAUACUAUAAGUCUUGCUGA